Messenger RNA from Esox lucius (northern pike), 8370 nucleotides. RefSeq names its product ankyrin repeat domain 12 (gene ankrd12). The coding region runs from base 896 to 6817 and encodes 1973 amino acids. The transcript has 12 exons. Lineage: Eukaryota; Metazoa; Chordata; Actinopteri; Esociformes; Esocidae. Gene Ontology annotation, molecular function: protein binding. The record is from RefSeq and is a predicted model, not a curated record. Gene Ontology annotation, cellular component: nucleoplasm.
GCACGCGCGCGCACACACACACACACACACACACAGUGUCCUGCCACCCCUUAGCCCAUCUCCACAUGGCUCUGUAAUGUACACACAUGCUGAGAUGUGUUGGAAGACGGGCUGGCAGUGUGUUACAGCGUUCUACCACCUGGGUCCUGAACCGUCCUGGAGGGGGUGCUGUGUCCGGAUGGUGGUCGGUUCACGUGGGUCUGGUGCCUGGAGAGAGAGAGAAAAACGUUCGCUUUUAUUUUAUGUAUUUGUUUCGUGGUUGAUUGUGGGUAUUUUGUCAGACUGUUUGCAAUAUGGCCUGGUUGAUAAUGUGUGAUGAUGUUGAUAACGUAUACAGUGUAUGUCAUUGGUUAUCGCUAUUCAGGUUAGCUGUGUCGGCAUUAGGGAUUGGUUGCCAAAAGGCCAUCAGACACUAAAAUACAUUUUAAUUUGUGUAGAACACAUAGAGGGGUGGGAUUUAGCACUGUUGUUUGUCAUCUAAGCUGAAAGUUAAUUAUCUGUACAUAACCUUUUGAUGAGGAAGUGUUUUAUUUAAUUUUAUUUAAUUUGUAACUCUGCUUGUGUUUUGAAGAUUGACACAAUGUGCAUCACCGCAAACGAUUUGUCCAGCAUUCCAACCGGACACACUGACUUUGCCUUAGGUCCCAGGGAGUGGUGACCGACCCGGCGGGACGGCCUGAAUCGUUGCAUAGUUACCCUUUCUGAACCUCUUUAAUUUGUGGAUUCAACGCCAAGUUGGCUGAAUUGAGACCAAAUUGGGCCACCUCUGAGCAGGACGGUUCACUACCCAGAUAAAGAUGGCCCUGAUAAGAAGAAAGCCAAAAAGGAGUCUGGUGGAAGUAAAAAGGCUCCGGUCAAUCUCCUGUUUGGCUACCCGCUGUCCGAACGCAAACAGAUGGCCCUUCUGAUGCAGAUGACCGCAAGGGACAACAGCCCAGAGUCGACCCCCAGCCACCCAUCCCAGGCCCCCCCUGUGCAGAAGAAGCCCCCCAGUAGCUCGGCCUCCAAAGCGAGGGACAAGGUGAACAAGAGGAAUGAGCGCGGCGAGACGCCCCUACACAUGGCUGCCAUACGGGGGGACGCCAAGCAGGUCAAGGAACUCAUCAGCCUGGGAGCCGACGUCAACGUCAAAGACUUUGCAGGUUGGACCCCGCUUCACGAGGCCUGUAACCUUGGUUACUACGACGUUGCGAAGGUUCUCAUCGCGGCCGGAGCUGAGGUGAACACGCAGGGCCUGGACGAUGACACGCCCCUUCACGACGCUUCCAGCAGUGGACACAAAGACAUUGUGAAGCUGUUGCUCCGGCACGGCGGUAAUGCGUUCCAGGCCAACAAGCGAGGUGAGCGGCCCGUGGACGUAGCCGAUUCCCAGGAGCUGGAGAUCAUGCUGAAGGGGGAGGUGGCCCUCUCAGACCCCGAGGACAGCUCCUCAGGUAUGGUGUCCGUUAGAGAGUCUGAAGAUCCUCCAUCAGUGAACCCCUCUAGUGUGGAUGUGGAUGAUGACAACAUGGAUGACUCCGAUGUGGAAAAGGACUCCGAUGGCAAACAGAGCACUGUGAAGGCCUCGUCCUCCAUGUCUGGACUGGAUGAGUAUGAGUUCAAAGACGAGGAGGAGGAAGAGGACCUGAGUAAAGCCCUAAACGACCGACACAUCCUCAGGAGAGAGCUGAGGCAGAGGGAGAAGGAGGAGAAGGAGAGGAACCAUUUUGUGGCUUUGCAGAGUGGUAAAGUAGACUGUAGUGGGCCGGUUCAUUCUUCCAAGUCUAAGAAGACCAAGACCUCCUCCCGGGUCCUCUACUGUACCUCAGACAGUUCCAGUGAUGAGAUGGAAAUGCCGUUGGAGAGAAAGAGCUCCCCGACCUGCUCUCACGGCUCAGAGGGAAACAAGUUGGACUCUACCAGGACUAAGAGAGAGAACCUGGGCCUGACUACAACUGAGCAGAAAGACAAGGCUAGUAAAGUCAAGAGGAAGAACAAGAGCCAGAACAAAGAGAACCAGAAGGAAAACAGUAAAGCUCUGGUAUUCUCAGUAGCCACUGUGUCCAUGUCAGACACGGACAAGAACAGUCGAGGACUCUGUGGAGACGAGGACUCCUUCAAGAUGUCCUUCAGUCCCAAGGACGACUCAUCUGUCCACCUCUUCCACCUGUCUGCCACUGUCAAAUCCCCAAAGCUCAACCACGGCCUGGCUGACAAGCUACCGUCCUCCACGCCACUCAAACAGGAGAACGCCAAGAUGACCUGCGUCUCAAUUGCGGAGGGCCCCUGUCCACCAGACGGGGUCAAAUACAACCACUACAACCCGGAGUCCGAGUACUGCACGGAGAGCUCCAGCAGUAAGGGCUGCAAGCACAAGGAGAAAAGCAAGCAUCACCAGAAGGACGUCGCCGUGGACGCCGGCGACGACUGUGGUUCCAGUCCUUACAACAAAGACGGCAAUGUGGCCAAUAGCCUCGAUGGCUCUGAGGGCGUUUUACGGAGGACUGACAAAGACGGCAAGGUGGUCAAGAAGCAUAAGCUGAAGCACAAGGAGAAGGACAAGCACAGGAAGGAGUAUGAGGCCGCGAGGGAGAGGAACCGUCCGCGGCAAAAAGAUGGCGGCAGGAACCUGGAGUUUGACCGGGAGUUCUGGAAGGAGAACUUCUUCCAUGAUGACGAGCCUCUGGCUCCAGGGAAAACGGAGCGGGAGACCGAGAGGGAGGACGGCGGAUCUCCUCAGAAGAUCUCGACGUCGGAUGGGUCUCCUGUGAAGGAAGAGCGAGGGACAAGAGAAAAACACCCCACUAGCAACAGCACCAUGGAGAAGAGGCAGCGAGAGGAGCGCGAGAAGGAGAAAGACAAGGUGUUGAAGAAGGAGAGGAAGGAGACCUCUGCCGUCUGUAAAGAGGAGAGAGGAGUAAAGGAUGGGAAGCUCAGUGAACGUGAGGAGAGGAUUGAGGGCCUCAGUUCCGUAUGGGUUCCAGUUUCUGAGGAGACACUGUAUAACACCACAGGUCUGAAAGAUGAACCGGAAGACAAACCAGUUACUGGGACCACUGUUGACAAAGACCUCCUAGAGGCCUCAGAGAAAAGUCAGCGGGACAAAACGGACCGUAGGCCUUCUUUAAAAGAACGGGAGGUUGAGAAGACGGACAAAAAGCAUCCAGACAAGGAGAGAAGGGUGAAAAUCGAGCAUCCUGAAAGAUCUGAGAAUUCCAUGGAUCGCUGGAAAGAGAAAGAAAAGGUGAGGAUGGCUUCAAGUUCUGCCCAUUCAUCCCCUGCGGAGAAGAAUCAUAGGGAGAGUGAGAAGCUCAGAGCCUUGUCUGUGGCAAAAAAACAUGAGGAAACCAAGGACAAGAAGAGCAAAGAUAAGCUUGACAAGAAGGGUGACCGGGAGAGGCAGGAGUACAUGGACAAAGACAGGACGAGCUCUGAUAAGAAAGGAAAACCUCCUUCAGAGAAAUCUGUGGAUCACAGUAAAUCGGAUCGUUCAAAAGAAAAAGACAAAGAUUGCGAUAAAAAGAAAAAGGAUAAAUCUAAAGACAGCUCCUCCUCAUCUUCCUCCAGCUCUAACCUGAAGCUCCUAUUGGGCUAUGUGACUGAAAGUGGCAAGACCACCUCGGCCAAACUAAAAGAGGACCUCCCUAAGACGCCAGAGAAAGAACGGGAUCGGAGAGACCGAGACUCCAGGGAUUCUGACCGGCAUAAGGACAAAGAGCGUCACAAGAAUGACAAGGACCGUUCCAAGGAGACUAGCAAGGGUAGCAAGACCAAACCCAAUGAUACAGAGAAUGAAAGAGAGAACAGAUCAAAAGCUAAAGCCUCUCCUGCCACCCGGGAAGAGAAGAGGCCCAAAGAAAAACGUCUAGUCAACGACGACCUGAUGCAGACCAGCUUUGAACGCAUGCUGAGCCUAAAGGACCAGGAGAUUGAACAGUGGCAUCGGAAACAUCUAGAGAAAAUCAAACAGAAGGAGAGGGAGAGGAUGAAACAACGGCCCUCAUCUACGACAACUGACCCCGGGAAGCUCAAAAGCAAAGAAAAAGGUAAAAUAAUGUCUUUGUCUUCUGUGGAACCAUGCUUGAGCAAAGAACUGCUUCGAUCCAAGAGCUCUGAAAGUUCCUCUGAUGCUCACAGCCGGGACAAAGACAAAUCACUGAAGGACAGUGCCAGCUCCAGGACCAUGUCCCUGGAUGGAAAGACUCUCUCAACCCUCAGCGGGAAACUGAUGGCUGGGAUGGAGAACAGCUUGAGCAGAUCUCCAAGACCGGAUAGUGAGCGGUCAGGCCUGAUAUCCAGAUCUGUGUCAAUGGUCUCUGUAGCCAGCUCCGAGGACUCUUGUCAAGCUAGCACACUCACACCAAGACCAACAGAGUAUGACUCGGACAUGACUCUGGAAGUCUCCCAGGACUCUCAGCCGCCUUUCCUCCAGUCUUCCCUCCUCUCACAGUGUAGAUCUCCAGCCAGUCACGACAGAGACUACAACAGUCUUCCGGACACGGCAGCACAAGGUAACCGGACCCCGCUGCAGGGCAGACAUGCUUCCCCGUACCUUAGGGCUAUUCUGGACGAGGAUGCAAACUCUGCAACAGCAUCAGAGGGUAAACAUACUGAAGCGUUGUCCAAGGCCAGUGUGUUGCCUGUUACUCAAUCCUGUGAGGAGAAUUCACUUGUUCAGCCUCCUUCAGAAACCUGUGCAGAUCCGGAGGAGGGCCAAAGUCAAAGUGGUCCUAUUCUGAUGCUUCCGAAUCUCACUGUUGCAAGAACAGAUGGCGAUCUCAACACCGUUGAUGCUGAACAGAGCUCGGCUCCAGGCGUUUCUCUCCCAACACAAGUGCACAACAGCAGAGAUCCUAACCUUAAGGACUCUUUAACACCUCAGCCGGCAAGUGGCUCAGAGUCCAGCGAUACACAGCUUGUCACACCAGAACACAUAGAGGCAUCCUCCCACCCAGACCCUCUGUUACUACGGGACGUUCAGUGUAUUCCUGUAGGGAUGUUGAAUGCUGAAACGGAAUCUACCAAGGACCUGUCCUCUGUGGACGUUCCUCUGGUGUCAUUAACCUCUCUCUCCUCUCAACUACUAUUCUCCAACACCAAAACAUCCUCAUCGCUGUCGAAUAACCAGCCAUGGGAAGCUCUUCCAAACACCAUUACGGAAAACGCAAAGCAGACAGAUCCAGCUCUUGACCCUGAAGAUAAAUCUUCAGUUGAGAAUGCAGCGAUCUGUGCUGAAAACCGGGCAGCAGUAGAGAGUCUAGAGAGCGUGUUAGGAGCAUCUAGAACAGAAUGGAUGGAUAACCCAGAAGCCUCAACUAGUGUCCACCCACCACCUAGUUCAGAGGAGUCCUUGCUGACUGCCAGCAAAACCACUGACUCUCAAGAGAACUCGGACGUUGACCUGAGCAGCCAAGAAUACAAGAAGUCCAGGUUCUCCAGUGACAAUUCAGUUUGCAGUGAUCCUCCGUUGGACAAAAGCGAACAUACCAGCCAGACUCCAUCAUCCACUGUCUCGAGCUGCCCCAGCCCUGAUCUCCAUUCAGGGGAAACUGAUGCUCCUGACCGAAACAAGGGCAGAGGUAGUGAGGUGAACAUCCAGGUCUCUCGGUUUUUGUCGUCUUCCACAGAAGGCAGCAGUGUGGCCACAGAUACAAAACCUGAGGUAAAAGCUGAGCCUUGUCACGAGCCAAUGGAAGUGGCUUCUACCUCUGAAGAGAAACCGGGAGGCCCGACCCUCUCUGCAUCCGGAGCAGACCAGAACCCAAACCCGAGUGCGCCAGCAAACCUCCAGCCAUUGGUGUCCCAGGCUGACCAGAGCGGUAGUAGUGGUAGCUACAGCAGCAGUGGAGCCUCCGGGAGCUCCUCUCCCCAGUCUGGAGACCGGGACUCUGACUCGUCCGGGGCCAAGGCUAAGGUCCGCUCCCUGACCAUGGAGGAGGACCAGGAUUACCAACAGACCCACCCCAGGAAGAGAAAGAUGCCCAGGAUUUCCACCUCUAAUCAGGCAGGAGGAAGCACACCACAGGGCAAGGAGAAGCCGCCGCAGUCCCUGGCGGCCAUCGUUGACUCUCUGAAGCUGGAGGAGAUCCAGCCGUACCAGACAGAGAGGGCCAACCCGUACUACGAGUUCCUGCACAUCCGCAAGAAGAUCGAGGAGAGGCGCAAAGUGUUGCUGAGCGUGAUCCCCCAGCCUCCACAGUAUUACGAUGAAUAUGUAACGUUCAACGGCUCCUACCUGCUGGACGGGAACCCGCUCAGCAAGCUCUGCAUUCCAACGAUUACACCCCCUCCGUCUCUUCCUGAACAACUGAAGGAGAUGUUCAAACAGCAGGAGGUGGUCCGUAUGAAGCUACGCUUGCAGCACAGUAUUGAGCGGGAGAAGUUGAUCGUGUCUAACGAGCAGGAGGUGCUGCGAGUCCAUUACCGGGCUGCCAGGACACUAGCCAAUCAGACGCUCCCCUUCAGUGCGUGCACGGUGCUGUUGGACGCUGAGGUGUACAACAUGCCUCCGGAUGCCCAGGCAAGUGGCAUGAUGUCACGUACUGUAGAAUCAGGCGACCAGGAUGGCAAGACGUCCGUGAGGGAUCGUUUCAAUGCCCGGCAGUUCAUGUCAUGGUUGCAGGAUGUGGACGAUAAAUUUGAUAAACUCAAGACGUGUCUUCUCAUGCGCCAGCAGCACGAGGCAGCGGCCCUUAACGCUGUGCAGCGUCUCCAUUGGCAGUUGAAGCUGCAGGAGCUGGACCCAGCCAUGUACAAGUCCACCUCCAUCUUCGAGAUCUCCGAGUUCUACAUCCCGCUGGUGGAGGUCAAUGACGACUUCGACCUUACGCCCAUAUGACCAGUAACCCCUGACCUUUAGGCUGCCCCCGUGGUCAGGUCCAGGCGAUGACGGCCAUCUACUCAUCCGGAGAACGGGAGGGAGGAAAUAAUCAGCGAAGCACUUAAAUAGACGGGCUCGAGCACUUCAGCUGGGUGGUUAGAGCAGCACCACGCUGACCGUGGCACAUCGGUUCUUCUGCGUUGGUGAAAGAAACGGCCCCGUAACCCACUGCACAACAAGGACGGGAUCUCCGGCUCUCCCAACCGACGCAGACCCGCAGACUGCCGGUACUUCUGCCAGUCUGGGGCAACACCAGCAUCCAGGGGCACGACCAGACACCCACCCCAGGGGCCAGAGCCUGAGGCCGGGGUGGGGAUUGGGAAGUACUGGGUGCUGCUUUCGGGAACGGCGGGGGAGAGACGGGGCGUGGACUUUAAAGGCUGUCACAGAUGACACCCUGUAACCCAUGUAGAGCAUUGCUUCUCUGACGUGUUAUGGAUUCGGGGGCCAUUUUAGACAGACUUAAAGGAGAAUCUGUCACCCGGCUCCUUCACUGAGCAGGGUCACAAAACAACUACUUUGGUUUUUAAGUGCGUGUUGUUCAUAAAUAAUGUAUAGACUCUGUGCUCUUAAUUUUUUUUAACUUAUUUUAUACAAAGAUUGUGCAUUUGUAAAUAACCCAUGUAAUUAUGGUUUUAAACCUGUAAAAAAAAAAAUCGGUAAUAGAUAUUUUGAUUGUAAAACGUAACGUUUGCUUUUCUUUUUGUUUUGUUUCUUGUCUGUUUUAAUGGACCAAAGUUGAAGUUGGUUUUAUAUUGAGUCAGUGUCCUCGGUUCCCUGUUGUUGAGGUCGUUGUUGUUGGCUUAAAAUAAGCAUGUUUUGGAUCUGAUUUUGUGGCUGUUCUGUUUUGUUGGUUCUGUCGUUUAUUUCCAUUCCCCCUCCCCUCUCUGGAUUGGAAUUCAAUCCUCACACCACGGCACGGUGUUAAAUUAUUUGACUUGUGAUUUCGAUGCUGUGCAUGCUGGUCCCGUUACAAGGUGGUACCUUUUUUUAUUUCCUGAAACCAGAAGAGGCUGUAAUGUGGUCUAUCGUGAUCGAGCUUUAACUGAAUUGAUUCAGCCCCCCCCCCCACCCCUGCGCCAUCGUCAAUUCUGUCCGUUUGCAAAGAGGUUGGCGUGAGAAAUUGGUCUCUACCCUAUCUGUGUGAUAAGAGCACUGUGAGCCAUAAGCAGGAUCUAAUAAAAAAAUUGUUUGGAACAUGAGAUUACAUUUGGGAACUAGCCAACACUUUCCACAGCCUCGCACCUCCUGUGUUUUGACCGUCCGUUAGUGUUGUUUCUCACCCACAUAAAAAAAAAACGUCAAAAAAAAAUGUUGUGGCUUCAAUAUAAGAAGAAAAAAUGCUUACUUUUACAGUUUCGAUGUGAGAUCCCCACACAAAACCUAUUUUUUCAACAUAAUGCCUUUUGAACGAUAGUUCUAAAAAUGUCUAUUUUAAUAUUUCCUUGUUACAUGACCUGUACAUAUUUGUAAUAUAUAAUUGAAUAAAUUUUAUUGGUUGUGAAUUCAAA